This is a messenger RNA of Acanthoscelides obtectus, 384 nucleotides long. NCBI's taxonomy places the organism in Eukaryota, Metazoa, Arthropoda, Insecta, Coleoptera, Chrysomelidae. The record is from the annotation of a GenBank genome assembly.
AUGGCGCCUAUGCACAAAUGGAGUGAAAAUGAAACGUUAAAAUUUGUGAGUUUAUAUAAAGAAUGUGAAAUACUGUGGAAUGUUCACGAUACAAAUUAUAAAAACAGAGAAAAGCGAAACAAAGCAUUUGAAUACAUACAGCAGGAAAUGAACAUGAAAAACUUGACCCUGGAUAUGAUAAAGAAGAAAAUAAAAGCGAUCAGAGAUACCUAUCACUUGGAGAAAAAUAAAAUAACAAAGUAUAAGAAAUCUGGGGCAUUACCAGAUGACUUAUCCACCCCAAGACUUGUUUGGUUUAAUGAAGCCGCUACAUUCCUUGAGUACUGCGCUGGUAGAGAAUGUUCUAGUAGUCUGGUAUGGAUUUCAGCAAAUUUAUUUGGGUAA